CAAAUAUUGAGUUCAAUUCGCAGUUCUAAAUUCUUUUUAACAAUCUGUGGUCCGUGAUUCGUAAUUGACAACUAUAGUCUGUCACUUGUCAAUUAUAAAAAAGUCUAAAAUUGAAAAAUAGUAAAACCUAAAAAUGGCGUUUAGUUUCCCAGCCUUUUCUUACAUUAUAGCCCUAAUUGUUGACGCAUUCCUGAUAUUUUUCUCAAUAUUCCACGUGAUAGCUUUCGAUGAACUCAAAACUGAUUAUAAAAACCCAAUAGAUCAAUGUAACAGUUUGAAUCCCUUGGUUCUACCGGAAUAUUUGCUACAUUUAUUUAUAAACGUACUGUUCUUGUUAUCAGGAGAAUGGUUCUCGUUAUUGAUAAAUAUUCCAUUGAUUCUGUAUCAUAUACACAGAUACUACACCAGGCCAGUUAUGUCUGGCCCGGGUCUCUAUGACCCGACAAGCAUAAUGAAUGCGGACGUUCUGACUGUGUGUCAGAGAGAAGGCUGGAUCAAGCUUGCAUUCUAUCUUCUAUCAUUCUUCUUGUAUCUAUAUGGAAUGAUAGUUGUAUUAAUUGCAGCAUAAGUAUAGAAGAGAUAUAAGUGAGAACAUGUUUAUACAUCAUUAAGUCAUAAUUUAUUGUUAGUCUCUGUAGAAACGGCUGUACGGUGGGAAAGCGAACAAGCGCAAUGGCUGUCAAUGACUGUAAUGUGCACAUGAAGUAUUUUGAUAUUAAAACAUUUAAUAUAGUGUCAA
This is a messenger RNA of Manduca sexta (tobacco hornworm), 739 nucleotides long. RefSeq names its product protein cornichon (gene cni). The transcript has 4 exons. Gene Ontology annotation, biological process: endoplasmic reticulum to Golgi vesicle-mediated transport. The record is from RefSeq and is a predicted model, not a curated record. Bases 134 to 568 code for a protein of 144 amino acids. Gene Ontology annotation, cellular component: endoplasmic reticulum membrane; COPII-coated ER to Golgi transport vesicle. Lineage: Eukaryota; Metazoa; Arthropoda; Insecta; Lepidoptera; Sphingidae.